AUGUCUCAACUGCUGUUAGGAGCUACCAUUAUCCUUCUGGUAGUUGUCGGAAUUGUGAGCGCAGACAUCAUGGGUUUCGCAUUUUGGAAAGGCAACCAGUUUCCUGUGGAGGGAAGAACGGUCCUGCUUACUGGUUCGUCCCAGGGAAUGGGCUGCGAAAUCGCCCGUCUACUCUCUGCUCGCGGCGCGAACCUCAUCCUCGUCGCACGUACUGCGAAGAACCUCGAAACUGCUCUUGCACACGCGAAAUCACAUGCAAAGAAUCCUUCGAGCCAACGUUUCACCUACAUCUCCGCCGACGUAACCUCCGAGUCUGAGAACGCACGUAUCCUCAAGGAAGCCACAGCCUGGAACAAUGGCCGCAUGCCGGAAAUUGUGUGGUGUGUCGCAGGGUCUUCAGUACCCGGGCUGUUCAUCGAGACGAGCACUGAUACCCUAAGAAAACAAAUGGAGCUCAACUAUUUCGCGACGGCAUACAUGGCACACAAGACACUACAGGCGUGGCUCUACCCCGAAGUACCGUACAAGCCACAAGAAAAGGGCUCUGCACUGGAGCCACCUCGCAAGUUCAUCAUGACCUCAUCAGCACUCGCCUUCAUGAAUAUAGCAGGUUACUCAGCCUACUCCCCUGCCAAAGCCGCCAUUCGAUCCCUCGCCGACGGUCUCCGCUCAGAAGUCCAACUCUACAACGCAGCGCGUCGCUCCAAGACCGGCACCACCUAUGUUGCACCUGCGCCUUUCGAUGUUAACAUUCACGUCGUCUUCCCGGGCAGUAUACUAUCCCCUGGCUUCGAGAACGAGAACAAGACCAAACACCCUGUGAGCUUCGAACUAGAGUCUUCAGAUCCCAAGCAGACUGAGCUCGAAGCUGCGACAGCAGCGAUCAAAGGACUCGAGGGCGGCGAUUUCAUGACGCCUACAAACUGGCUGGUGCAUCUGAUGCGUUGGGGUUCUAUAUCGGGCAGUCAGAGGAACAACGUGGUUCUCGAUACAAUAGGAGCUUGGGUUGCGACGCUUAUUUGGUUGAUCAUGGUGCCAGACCUGAACGGCAAGGUCUGGAAUUGGGGCAAGAAGAACGGAAUGCCAACAUUUAGGCCGAACGCACAGUAG
This is a messenger RNA of Alternaria atra, 1110 nucleotides long. RefSeq lists its product as uncharacterized. Gene Ontology annotation, biological process: sphingolipid biosynthetic process. The coding region runs from base 1 to 1110 and encodes 369 amino acids. Gene Ontology annotation, molecular function: 3-dehydrosphinganine reductase activity. NCBI's taxonomy places the organism in Eukaryota, Fungi, Ascomycota, Dothideomycetes, Pleosporales, Pleosporaceae. The record is from RefSeq and is a predicted model, not a curated record. The transcript is spliced from 2 exons. Gene Ontology annotation, cellular component: endoplasmic reticulum membrane.